AUGGGUGGAAAGCCUUCAGGCAGGGCAGGACGGCUGACUUUGGAAAGCCUCCCUCCCUCCCUUGCGGAGGGUGCUGGCUGCGGUGGCUGUGGCCUCGCUGGGCGGGCGUGUGGCCUCUCUUCCCUGGCCACGAGCAGGGAGUCGUGGCUGCCUGCCCUCUGUGUCUCAGGGGCAGCGGGGUUGGGUCGCUAUUGUUGGCCGAUCCCCGCCAGCCCGUUCUGCAUUCCUCACUGUGUCUCACGGGGCUGCAGCGACGAUGACCACUCAGGGGGCUCCCAGGCAGGAGGCUGGUCUCCCGGACUUCAGAACCGCCGCUCAGCAGGGCCCUGCUCCCCCCGAGCCCGCAGCGGGGCUCCUUGCAGCUUCCGGUGCUGCGGACAGCCUUCCGGGUCCUCGGCCCAAUCCCUGCCUCUGCCUGCACACGGUCCCUCUCUGCGCCUUGCCCCCUUCUCAUCAGGGCACCAGUCCCCCUGGGUGAGGAGCCCAGCCUGCUCCGGGGUGACCCCCUCUAACCUAGUCACGACAAGGUCAGGCUCACCGGUGCUGGGAGGGAGGCUUGCCAAGCCCAGACCCCGGUCCAGUGCCCUCCACAGGCGGUGGCUGCAGGCCGGGCCCCCAGGACUGGCGGCCUGCCGCGGGACUCAGGCUGGGCCAGUGUGCGUGAGGAGAGGGCGGCAGAUGACAGAGGUGCUGUGUGCUUCCUCCCGGUGCUCCCGGCACCCUAAUCACAGCCGUCACCAGUGCCCCUCUGUGCUACUUCCGGUCCUGAACCUGCCGGCUCCUCUGCCAACCCACGGCGAGUUCUGCUGCAGUCCUGAGAGUGGCAUAUUGUCACCCGACUUGAAUGCCCAGUGGACGCAGUAUUUUCUACUGAGAUGA
Rangifer tarandus platyrhynchus (Svalbard reindeer) is the source of this 879-nucleotide messenger RNA. The record is from the annotation of a GenBank genome assembly. Lineage: Eukaryota; Metazoa; Chordata; Mammalia; Artiodactyla; Cervidae.